AUGGACGUCGAAGAGUCGCCUUGGGCCGAUUCAUCACAGGCUUCGCAGCAGGCGUCGCAGCCUGAAGCUUCGGCCUCCGCUUCGCAACCGUCUACCCCAGCUCCCUCCGCUUCCUCAUCCGCCCCUCGUCCGUCGAGAGGGCCCCGUCGCCUGGUCGCUCAACCCACACGUCUCGAAGCUGUCGAUGAUCCUCUCGGUCCCCUCGGCGCUGUCCCCGAAGACAAUGGCUCUGCCCAGGAUGCUCCUCCGGUGCCUCCGCAAAAGGAGCAGAUGGUGAUUCGUACCACCAUGCCUCAACCGCAGCAGCAACGACGACCUACGGAUCCUCACCAUGUUGACGACGAGGAGAACGAUGGACCCAAGGCGCCUCGCGCACCUCCACCAGUUGAAGCUGCGCAGCCCAGCUCUGUGAGGAGCAGCAAUCAGCCUAGCGUUAGCGUUGAACAAGCUGCCAAGCCAAGUUUCCAGAUUACCGUUGGCGAUCCUCACAAAGUUGGCGAUCUGACGAGCUCUCACAUUGUUUAUUCUGUUAGAACUAAGACCACUUCUAAGGGAUACAAGCAGCCCGAGUUUGAGGUCAAGCGACGAUACCGGGACUUCCUCUGGCUUUAUACCACUCUUCAUGGCAAUAACCCCGGAAUUGUCGUCCCACCUCCCCCGGACAAGCAGGCUGUUGGUCGAUUUGACAGCAACUUUGUUGAGAGCCGACGAGCUGCACUCGAGAAAAUGCUCAACAAGACCGCGAUACACCCUACGCUGCAGCACGACCCCGACUUGAAGCUUUUCUUGGAAAGUGAGACCUUUAAUGUAGAUAUCAAGCACAAGGAGAGAAGGGACCCCAUUCCCACCGAGAGCAAGGGCGUACUUGGAUCUUUGGGUAUCAAUGUUGGAGGCGGAAACAAGUUUGUCGAGCAGGACGACUGGUUCCAUGACCGAAAGGUCUACCUUGAUGCCCUCGAGAACCAGCUCAAGGGCCUUCUCAAGGCAAUGGAGACUAUGGUUGGCCAGCGAAAGAUGAUGGCCGAGGCAGCCGGCGACUUUUCGGCUUCCCUUCAUGCACUAUCUACUGUAGAGCUGUCGCCAUCACUAUCGGGCCCCCUCGAUGCCCUCUCCGAGCUUCAACUUACUAUCCGAGAUGUUUACGAUCGUCAGGCCCAGCAGGAUGUUUUGACAUUUGGAAUUAUUCUAGAAGAGUACAUCCGCCUCAUCGGCUCAGUCAAGAUGGCGUUCGGUCAACGUCAAAAGGCCUUUUAUUCAUGGCAUGCUGCCGAAUCAGAACUUCAGAAGAAGAAGGCUACUCAAGACAAGCUGUUGCGGCAAGGAAAGAGUCAGCAAGACCGACUCAACCAAAUGAGUGCCGAAGUAGGCGAGUCAGAGCGCAAGGUGCACCAAGCCAGACUUCUAUUCGAGGAUAUGGGCCGAUUGAUGAGGAAUGAGCUUGAUCGAUUCGAAAAGGAGAAGGUGGAGGAUUUCAAGAGUGGAGUCGAGACAUUCCUUGAGAGUGCAGUCGAGGCACAAAAGGAGCUUAUCGAGAAAUGGGAGACCUUCUUGAUGCAACUCGACGCUGAAGACGACGAGUCAGUGUUUUAUAGGCCUCCAGUAUACCAGCAGCAGCAACAAAAGGGAGGUGAUACUGCUGUCGACCGUGCUCGAGCAAGGAUAGACGAAGAUUCGGACUAG
Messenger RNA from Fusarium coffeatum, 1680 nucleotides. RefSeq lists its product as uncharacterized. NCBI's taxonomy places the organism in Eukaryota, Fungi, Ascomycota, Sordariomycetes, Hypocreales, Nectriaceae. The coding region runs from base 1 to 1680 and encodes 559 amino acids. Gene Ontology annotation, cellular component: endosome. Gene Ontology annotation, molecular function: phosphatidylinositol binding. The record is from RefSeq and is a predicted model, not a curated record. The transcript has 3 exons. Gene Ontology annotation, biological process: protein retention in Golgi apparatus; retrograde transport, endosome to Golgi.